This is a messenger RNA of Leopardus geoffroyi (Geoffroy's cat), 4329 nucleotides long. It is a transcript of the gene LINGO3, whose product is annotated as leucine rich repeat and Ig domain containing 3. The transcript is spliced from 2 exons. The record is from RefSeq and is a predicted model, not a curated record. The coding region runs from base 153 to 1931 and encodes 592 amino acids. NCBI's taxonomy places the organism in Eukaryota, Metazoa, Chordata, Mammalia, Carnivora, Felidae. Gene Ontology annotation, molecular function: protein binding.
GGCGCGCACGGCGGCCCGGGAGGCGGCGGCGGCGGCGGCGGCUCGUGUCGGCUCCGGGCGGCCCUCGCGCCGCAGCCCGCGCCGUGUCCGCGGCGGAGCCGCCCAGGUGCCCACGAGGAUGGUGGCGCGGCCCUAGGCCCACGCUCCGCACCAUGACCUGCUGGCUGUGCGUCCUGAGCCUCCAGCUCCUGCUCCUGCCCGCGGCGCCGCCCCCGGCCGGCGGCUGCCCCGCCCGCUGCGAGUGCACGGCGCAGACGCGCGCGGUGGCCUGUCCCCGGCGCCGGCUGACCGCCGUGCCCGACGGCAUCCCGGCCGAGACGCGCCUGCUGGAGCUCAGCCGCAACCGCAUCCGCUGCCUGAACCCGGGCGACCUGGCCGCGCUGCCGCUGCUGGAGGAGCUGGACCUGAGCGAGAACGUGAUCGCGCACGUGGAGCCGGGCGCCUUCGCCAACCUGCCGCGCCUGCGCGUCCUGCGCCUCCGGGGCAACCUGCUCAAGCUCAUCCCGCCCGGCGUCUUCACGCGCCUGGACAACCUCACGCUGCUGGACCUGAGCGAGAACAAGCUGGUCAUCCUCCUGGACUACACCUUCCAGGACCUGCGCAGCCUCCGCCGGCUGGAGGUGGGCGACAACCACCUGGUGUUCAUCUCGCGCCGGGCCUUCGCGGGGCUGCUGGCGCUCGAGGAGCUGACCCUGGAGCGCUGCAACCUCACGGCGCUGUCGGGCGAGUCCCUGGGCCACCUGCGGGGCCUGGGCGCCCUGCGGCUGCGCCACCUGGCCAUCGCCGCCCUGGAAGACCAGAACUUCCGCAGGCUGCCCGGCCUGCUGCACCUGGAGAUCGACAACUGGCCGCUGCUGGAGGAGGUGGCCGCCGGCAGCCUGCAGGGCCUCAACCUGACCUCGCUGUCCGUCACGCACACCAACAUCACCGCCGUGCCGGCGGCCGCGCUCCGCCACCAGGCCCACCUCACCUGCCUCAACCUGUCCCACAACCCCAUCAGCACGGUGCCGCGCGGCUCCUUCCGCGACCUGGUCCGCCUGCGCGAGCUGCACCUGGCCGGCGCCCUGCUGGCCGUGGUGGAGCCGCAGGCCUUCCUGGGGCUGCGGCAGAUCCGCCUGCUCAACCUCUCCAACAACCUGCUGUCCACGCUGGAGGAGAGCACCUUCCACUCGGUCAACACGCUGGAGACGCUGCGCGUGGACGGGAACCCGCUGGCCUGCGACUGUCGCCUGCUCUGGAUCGUGCAGCGCCGGAAGACCCUCAACUUCGACGGGCGGCUCCCGGCCUGCGCCACCCCCGCCGAGGUCCGCGGCGACGCGCUGCGCAACCUGCCCGACUCCGUGCUCUUCGAGUACUUCGUGUGCCGCAAGCCCAAGAUCCGCGAGCGGCGGCUGCAGCGCGUCACGGCCGCCGCGGGCGACGACGUGCGCUUCCUGUGCCGCGCCGAGGGCGAGCCCGCGCCCACCGUGGCCUGGGUGACGCCGCGCCACCGCGCCGUGACCGCCGCCAGCGCCGGGCGCGCGCGCGUGCUGCCGGGGGGCACGCUGGAGAUCCGCGGCGCGCGCCCGCAGGACAGCGGCACGUACACGUGCGUGGCCAGCAACGCGGGCGGCAACGACACCUACUUCGCCACGCUGACCGUGCAGCCCGAGCCCGCCGCCAACCGGACCCCGGGCGAGGGCCGCAACGACACGCAGGCGGCCGCGCGCUUCCCGCUGGACCUCACCACCAUCCUGGUGUCCACCGCCAUGGGCUGCAUCACCUUCCUGGGCGUCGUCCUCUUCUGCUUCCUGCUGCUGUUCGUGUGGAGCCGCGGCCGCGGGCAGCAUAAGAACAACUUCUCGGUGGAGUACUCCUUCCGCAAGGUGGACGGGCCGGCCGCCGCCGCGGGCCAGGGGGGGGCGCGCAGGUUCACCAUGAAGAUGAUCUGAGGGUCCGGGCGCCCCCACGCGGGCCCGGCUGACGACCACCUAUGCAUUUCCCGGAGCCGGAAGCGGGGGGCCUCCCUCCCCGCGGCCGCCUCCUGGCGGAACUUCCCCUUUUUUUGUAGAGACCCGACCACAGGACUUUUUUCAUCAGGACGCAUUUUUGCAUUGUUUCGCAAAGCAUUUUCUAAAGGUUUCACCCUGUCUUCCUGCCCGCGCCGGGUCCCGAGCUGGGCGGGGUGGGAGUUCGGAGCCGCCGGAGCCAACCCCCCCCCCCCCCCCCCCGCCUCCUCCCCAGAGCAAGUAGUUCACACGGGGGGGGGGGGGGGGGGAGAUGGUCCAGCGCGCGGAGGGCAACCCGGCCCCCGGGGGAGGCCCGCGAAAGCCCAUACGGGCCACACACCCGGAUGCCCCACACCGCACCUCACAUCCAGCGGCACACACGCGUUCACACCAAGGACACACAACCGACACCCAGCUCCGAGACCGAGCGCUCACACCUCCCACCCGGCCGACCCUGAACAGGUGCGCCCGGCCGCUGAGCUCCCGGCGGGCCUGCCCGGCUCUCGGCUCUCGGGAGACCACCGCUCACACCUGGGACACACCCCCACUCGCACUCAGGACACUCGCAGCUGACACACGGCCCACCCGAGACACGCAGCUCACCCUUGGGACGUGCCCGGCCUACGCUGGGAACACAGUCGGCUCCCAGCCAGGACUCGCUCGGCUCACACCCAGCUCCUGAUCCACUAGGCAUCUCUGGGGGGGGGGGGGGGGGAGGAAAGUCUGGCUGAGCACGUAAAUGCUCCCCCCAGGGGCCCAGCACACGGCAUGCUAGCCCCCCGGUCUCCGCCCCCAGACUCCCUCCCACCAGGACCCCUGGCCCAGCAGGGCGGGCUGCCCACUAGAAGCCAUUUCCCUACCGCCCUCCGGCACCCCUAACGGCUGCCACCUGCUUCCUGUGCCCAUGCCACAUGGGAGGCACAGCUGCCCUGGCCCCUGGCUCGGGAGCAUGGCCUCUGGAGUGACCCUGCACCCUGAGUCCACACUACCCCUGAGCCAGCCUCAGAUGAGCCCCGAGGGUGGCCCUACCGUGCCCAGCCCUGUGACCCACCGCCCGUGUGGGGAGCGAGGCCAGAGAGUGUGAGAGGUUCUUGGGGUCCCCGUUAGGUGCGCUACAGGGGCAGCCAUGGAGAACGAGGCCAGGACAGGCUGCAGGGAGGGUCUGGACCCGGCUGUUGGGAGCAGAGGGCCCUCGGUGUCUGCCUCUUUGGGGCAGAACUCGAGCUAAAGAUCAAGGGAGCCGAGGGCAGACUAUAGCUCAGGCUGAGGAAGAGCUUGCCCCAGGUCACUGCCCCUUUACUCUGCAGAUAGCGAGUUCCCCGUCACUGGGGGUAAGCAACAGGAACUGAGGUUUUGCAGAAAUAUUCAGACACCACACUGGGUCCAUCCAUGACCCUGCCUCUCCCAGGCUGAUUAUUGCCCCCACCCUCCCCCCGGGCCAGAUGACAGGGCAUCAUCGGAGGAAGGGGUGCGGGAAAUGUUGUGGGACCCCUCCACUAGUCAGGAGCUUGGCCGCCCGCCAGGAGGUCGGGACAGUAUUCUUAAGGACCUUAUAGGAAGGCUCGAAACCAGCCCUCUUCCUGCCCACGUGGGUAAUUUCAUCUGGUGACUGAGAACCACCCAGACUACAGUGUCCUCAUCUGUAAAAUGGGUCUGAGGUCAGAUCCACCGCCGCAUAUACAGAGGCCAGGCCCAUGGAUGGGCUUCACGGUUGACUGGGAUCCUGGAUCCUUCAAGAUCUUUCCGAGAGGAGCCGGAGACAAAGCUGGGUGAACGCUGGGGGUUUGGGGCAAAGGAUUCACACGGAACUCGGAAGGGGGUGCGGGCCGUUCUCCCCGGGCUGUGUGGCUGGAAGCGUCGGGACGCCCUGGUCCUUCUCCCACGGCCGCAAACGGGCCAGCGGGGCCGGGUGACGGGCCGCUGACCCCGCCUCAACCUCACUCGUGGCGGACAUAGUGACGGCCAAAGGGGGUGUCCUGCGACCCCAAACCCCACCCGAGUUGGGCAGAACUGACUAGUUUUCCCCCUUCGCAUCCUCCUAACCUUGGUUGCCAUAACAACCCCAAGGGCCCCUCAAAAUGACAUUCAAGUGCCUUUACCAUCAUCACAGAUGGGAGGGGUGUGUUCUCACAGCAGCAUUAGGACUUGACCGAAAGUCAGCAAAGUGGGAUCUCCCACCCCCUCUGCCCAACCCCCAUCCCAACAUGCGCCGAGACCCCCCCCAGCCCCCCAUCCUAACAGGAACCAAGACCCCCAGCCCCCCAGCCCCCCCCAGCCCCCUAGCCCCGCGGCCCCCUCCUGCUGUAUUUGGUUGGAAUCUAAUAAAAUGAAGCUGAUUUAA